CGUCAACUCUCGACCUCAUCCACGAAUCCCACCCCUCAAUUGAGUUGUUGCCUCCGUUGCGAAUUGAUCUCCAGCUCGAGGCAUAUUGUGCUUAAGAUGUUGGCCAGAUCAUGCCUGCGCUCGACGCGCGCGGUCGGAGCUGUCCGGAAUGGCGCGGUUAACACUACGAAGCGUGCCGCCUCAUCCUCGACCUCCUCCGCCGACGCUGCUACCCCCUUCCGAUUGAACAUGGCCGGAUCCGCUGCUACUGCUGUGGCUAUUGGAUCGAUCGCCUGGUACUAUCAUCUCUAUGGCCAUGAGCUGCACGCCAUGACACCAGCCGAAGAAGGUCUUCACCCAACUCAGUACCCAUGGGUUCACACUCAAUGGACAAAGACUUUUGACCAUCAAGCUCUCCGCCGAGGUUUCCAAGUCUACCGCGAAGUCUGCUCAUCCUGCCACUCUCUCAGCAGAAUCCCCUACCGCGCCUUAGUCGGUGUCACCCACACAGUUGACGAGGCGAAGGCAAUGGCCGAAGAGAACGAGUACGACACCGAGCCCAACGACCAGGGCGAGAUCGAAAAGCGACCAGGAAAGCUUUCCGACUACCUCCCAAGCCCCUACAAGAACGAUGAAGCUGCCCGUGCUGCCAACAACGGUGCUCUGCCCCCGGAUUUGAGUUUGAUCGUCAAGGCCCGCCACGGAGGCUGCAACUACAUCUUCAACUUGCUGACUGGAUACCCUGAUGAACCCCCUGCGGGCGCCCACGUCCAAGAGGGUCUCAACUUCAACCCAUAUUUCCCUGGUACUGGAAUUGCCAUGGCACGAGUGCUCUUCAACGAGCUCGUCGAGUACGAAGACGGAACCCCAGCCUCGACAUCACAGAUGGCGAAGGAUGUUGUGGAGUUCCUCAACUGGGCUGCGGAACCUGAAAUGGAUCAACGGAAGAAGAUGGGCUUGAAGACCCUGGCUAUCACCUCGGCUUUGUUCGCGCUCAGCGUUUGGGUCAAGCGAUACAAGUGGACUCCGAUCAAGACGAGAAAGAUUCUCUAUAACCCACCCCCUGUCACCAGGCACCACUAG
Messenger RNA from Amorphotheca resinae ATCC 22711, 1062 nucleotides. RefSeq lists its product as hypothetical. The coding region runs from base 97 to 1062 and encodes 321 amino acids. The transcript has 4 exons. The record is from RefSeq and is a predicted model, not a curated record. NCBI's taxonomy places the organism in Eukaryota, Fungi, Ascomycota, Leotiomycetes, Helotiales, Amorphothecaceae. Gene Ontology annotation, molecular function: electron transfer activity; heme binding. Gene Ontology annotation, biological process: mitochondrial electron transport, ubiquinol to cytochrome c.